CAAAGACAACAGGUUCAGUUUGCUGCAACUUCUUACAACUCUUGCACUUCAUGGUAAGAUUCCCACAUGUCUCUUUACUACAAAUGCAGUAUUAACUCAUCCUUCUUUUCAGCACUUGGUAGUGAAAUCAUAAAUGGUGAAAAGGUCCCGGAGAACAAAAUGCAGUUUAUGGCCUCGGUUCAGAACAGCAGAAACAAACAUAUCUGUGGAGGAUUCCUCAUCAAUUAUGACUUUGUGGUCACUGGGCACGUCACUUCAUGGGGUGGUAUUCCUUCCGAUGUUAUCUGUGCCGGCGGUUAUGGCAGCCACAAAGGCUUCUGUCAGGGUGAUUCUGGUGGUCCUCUGGUGUGUGACGGGAUAGCUGUUGGUGUUGUGUCUUUCAACAACAACAAAAUCUACCCAAAUUAUCCCAACGUCUACACAGAGAUCUCCAAAUACCUUGGCUGGAUCAACAGUUAAAAAGCUUAAUAUUAUGCAAUAUCAUAAAGCUUUGCUUCAGCACACUUUGAAUGUAUUUAGGAGGGGAGGCUGUGUCUCAGCUGCUCUGUCAGUGUUCGCUCAAUGUUGUUUUCUCUUUUCUUUAUCCGAACACAUGAGGUUUGAAUCACUUAUAGGAAAACGUUUUACUUCAGCAAACAUUCAUUGUAAUAUGGAGGCUUUGUGGUGUCACAGAUUGGUCUAUCAAGGUUUAUUUCAUCAGUAUACAUUCAUUUUGUAUGUUUAAAUAAUCAUAAUGAGAUCCUGCACUUGGAGAGGUUGAGCAUGUGACGUCACCAUAGUUUCAAUGUCGGAUUAACAGUAUCAGAAAUCUAACUCAGCUGAAAUUGUUUUACAUGCUUUUAUUACUAGUCGCUUGGACUACUGCAAUUCUCGUGGUCUCCAAAAAAAAUCUUUAAAGAAAUUGCAAUUAAUUCAGAAUGCUGCGGCCAGGAUUUUAACAAACACAGAAAAAAGGGAUCGCAUUUUCCCUGUGCUGGCAUCACUGCACUGGUUACCGGUGUCUUUCCGAGUUGAUUUUAAAAUGCUUUUAAUUAUUUACAAGGCUUUACAUAACCUGGGCCCUACACACGUCAGGGACUGCCUUUCUUUUUAUAACCCAACAAGGACACGCGGAUCCUCCGAUGCAUUUCUUUUAGAAGUACCUAAAGUA
Messenger RNA from Gymnodraco acuticeps, 1150 nucleotides. Its product is annotated as thrombin-like enzyme catroxobin-1. Gene Ontology annotation, biological process: proteolysis. NCBI's taxonomy places the organism in Eukaryota, Metazoa, Chordata, Actinopteri, Perciformes, Bathydraconidae. The record is from RefSeq and is a predicted model, not a curated record. Gene Ontology annotation, molecular function: serine-type endopeptidase activity.